Canariomyces notabilis is the source of this 663-nucleotide messenger RNA. RefSeq lists its product as uncharacterized. Lineage: Eukaryota; Fungi; Ascomycota; Sordariomycetes; Sordariales; Chaetomiaceae. The transcript has 4 exons. Bases 1 to 663 code for a protein of 220 amino acids. The record is from RefSeq and is a predicted model, not a curated record.
AUGAAGAUGUUCUUCGCGACCAUCCUCGGCCUUCUCGGCGCGGUCCUUGUGGCCGCCCAGGAGUUCCCCGCGAACAUGCCCGACUGCGGUAGAGUUUGUGGCACCGCCAUGCUCAACAAGGGCGCCGAGCUUGGCUGCCCGGAUGGAAAUAUUGCUUGCCUGUGCCGCAAUGUCAACUUCGGAUACGGCAUUCACGACUGCUCCAUCUCGGUCUGCGCUGGCAACAUCGAGCAGGCCAACAUCGCGAUUGCCUGGGGCAACGACCUGUGCCUCGCCAAUGGCGUCACCGCUAACAUUUCGACCUUCACUCCUACCCCGACCGGCGAUGCUACUGUCACGGCCACCGUCUCUGAGGUCACUGCCACCGUGACCAGCGACACCUCCACCUUUGAGACGACCUUCAUGACCACCGUGUCAAGCCCUUCGGUCGUGACCAGCACCGACACUGCCGUCAACACCAGUGUUUCGCCCACGACCACCGUGACCGCGGAGACCACCGUCGGAACCACCUCGGCUGCUCCCACUGAGUCGCCCGCGGAGGAGACUUCGCAGCCUCAGGACACGGCCACCACUUCGACCAGCACCGCCAUGGGCGCUCAGGCUACAGUUGGCCCGGCUCUGGGCUUCCUGGCCGCCGCUGGCAUUGCGGUUGCGAUGCUCUAA